Messenger RNA from Cyclopterus lumpus (lumpfish), 795 nucleotides. RefSeq names its product NADH:ubiquinone oxidoreductase subunit AB1b (gene ndufab1b). The record is from RefSeq and is a predicted model, not a curated record. Gene Ontology annotation, cellular component: mitochondrion. Gene Ontology annotation, biological process: fatty acid biosynthetic process. Bases 34 to 504 code for a protein of 156 amino acids. The transcript has 5 exons. NCBI's taxonomy places the organism in Eukaryota, Metazoa, Chordata, Actinopteri, Perciformes, Cyclopteridae. Gene Ontology annotation, molecular function: acyl carrier activity; acyl binding.
CUGGGAGCAAACAGUCACUUUUCAUCCUCCGUCAUGGCGGCUCGUGUCUUGCAGCAGUGCGUCCGCACGCUCGCCCGGCCCUCGCUGAGGCUUUCCUCCGUCAACCUGGCGGCCAGAGCCGCUGUGGUCCCGUCGGCAGCCCCCCACCGACCCGUCUCCUUCGCUGCCGACAGCCGGAGGACGCGGUGGCUCGGACUUAGCCCGAUCCCCUCGGUGGGCGUGUUGUGCCGACAGUACGGGGACCUGCCCCCCCUCACCCUAGAAACCAUCAAAGACCGCGUCCUGUACGUCCUCAAGCUCUACGACAAGAUCAACCCUGAGAAGCUGCAGACGUCCUCCCACUUCAUGAAAGACCUGGGUCUGGACAGUUUGGACCAGGUGGAGAUCAUCAUGGCCAUGGAGGAUGAGUUCGGCUUCGAAAUCCCCGACGCAGAGGCAGAGAAGUUGAUGACUCCUGAGGAGAUUGUACAGUACAUCGCAGACAAGAAGGACGUUUAUGAAUAAUGUUUUAGUUCAGAGAGAGGUUGACCCCAGCGUGACCCCACAGGAAGUACAUUCCCCCACUUCCUCCCCGUCAGCUGUUCUGUCCAUUCUGGCAUCUUGACGUCAAGCUGCAGCGUCUCGUGUUUGACUGUAUUUAAAUGAACAUGUUAUUUCGGAGCUCGGAUAUAAACAAAAUAUCAAAAAUGGCUAUAACACAGGUUUGAAUUUAUUUUUCUUUUUUCUUCCAGCUCCACAAUGUGGUUCCGAUGUAUAAUUUCUCACAAAUAGAUCAAUAAAUACACAUGCUGUAUA